Messenger RNA from Cydia splendana, 2656 nucleotides. It is a transcript of the gene qvr, whose product is annotated as protein quiver. The record is from RefSeq and is a predicted model, not a curated record. The transcript has 5 exons. The coding region runs from base 271 to 696 and encodes 141 amino acids. NCBI's taxonomy places the organism in Eukaryota, Metazoa, Arthropoda, Insecta, Lepidoptera, Tortricidae. Gene Ontology annotation, biological process: positive regulation of voltage-gated potassium channel activity; regulation of synaptic transmission, cholinergic; sleep.
AGCGCGGCGUGAACUCACGAAUAUUAUCCGCAAUCCCUUAAAAAUGGGCUCGAAAUCGCAUUUAAACCCAGAAAACAUGUUAUAGAAUGUAUAAAACAAAUUAUUUAUAGCAAAAUUAUGUACGAAGCACGUUUAUAACGUUCGUUUCAUUGAAUAUUAACAUAGCUAGUGUUUUUUUAUGUUCACCGAUGUUUUUCGGACUUUAAGAUGUUACUGGCCGCGGUGAUGGCGCGCAGCUGAGUCCAGUUCGAGAGCACGCCAGCACGCAAGAUGCGCUGGAUAUUUCCAGUACCAGUUCUUCUGAUGUCCUGGUUUGGUGUGGAGCAAGUAAAAGGCAACUCCUGCAUCCGAACCGCCCGCACGAUCUACUGCUACGAGUGUGACAGCUGGACGGACCCGCGCUGCAAGGACCCGUUCAACUACACGGCGCUGCCGCGCGACCAGCCGCCGCUGCAGACCUGCAACGGGUGCUGCGUCAAGAUGGUCCGCUACUCUAAGAGCCCCUACGAAGUGGUCCGGCGCACGUGCACCUCCCAGCUCCAGAUCAACCUGUUCAUGGUGGACCAUGUUUGCAUGAUGGAAAGUACGGGCACUGGCCACAUGUGUUUCUGCGAGGAGGACAUGUGUAACGCGGGCGCCGGCGCGCGCGCGGCGGCCUGGUUGCUCGCGCUUGCGUUUGCAUGUGCAUGGAGGUGAAGCGUAGUGAUGGGCGAGGUCGAUCGAUAAAGCCUAUUGGGAUCGAAUGGUUAUCGAUAAAAUCGUUAGCUUGGGUACUUGACAUUUUGGUCAUGAUAGUCCGAAAGCUUGGAAAUGUCAAAUGGCUAGAUGAGUCGAUAAAUUAAAUUGUUAUAGGGUUUCGAUUGAGAUGCCUAUUAGGAUCUAUUUUGUUGAACCGGUCAGGUUCUAGAUCCUUCAAAAGUCGGUUGUGAUGCUUUAUUUGAAUUCGGAGUUAACUAUUCAAUGGCGCGUUGGGGGUUUUACGACGCUAAAAUUUAUAAGUAAUCGUAAUUUAAAAUGAUGGCGUUUAAAAUGUUAUCGAGCUGUUUUGGAAGGUUAACGGUUAAAACGAAAAUCAUUUAAAAUGUAAUCAUUCGAGAACCAAUAGGCCCGGAAUUUAAAACAUCGAUAAAUACCUGCAUUUUAAUAUUUUGAGUCAUAGUAAUUUACCUACACCUACUCAAGUUUACAACGACAUCCAGUUAUUAAAACUAGUUUAAAAUUAGCAACCAGAUUAGAGAAAAUAUAUUUAUAAAUCUCAAACACGCAAAAAAAUGGAAAUACAUUAAAUUUUUACUAAAUGACAUGAUUAGAAAGUGCACGUAUUUUUCGAUGUCUCCGUGAAUUUGAGAGAAGUUCAAAAGCACUGGCUUGUGAAAUCAAUAUUCGUUAAAAUUUUCAAUGUAAGUAGGCUUGAAUUGAGAACUGCGUCUUGUACAUUAAUCUUAUCGAUAUCGAUAAGUUUAAUGUGGAAGGUGUGGUACAAUUUUUGACUGCGAAAUUCAAACUGUUUAUUUUUUGUUGGUGAUUUAUAGCAGUGAUCUCAGGUAUCACAGUGAAAAUUGUUUUUUAUUUUAUUUGAUCAAACCAGUGUUCCAACAACGAUUGUUCGACUGAGCCCAAACUAGACUUUCGUCCAACGUAGUAUAGUCGAGCUUUUUCACAUCACUAUACGUCCCUCUGAACUCGUACCUGGUGUUUAUGUACUGAUGUGGAAAACCUCCAUCAUUCGCUCUCACGAUAACAUUUUGCUCUAACCUAGACGUAGUUACGAGAAUUCCAAACGAUUAGCUUGUAAAUAGUGCGGCACGGACGUGCGUAUCGAUAUCGAUAAAGCUGACACACUCAAUGCUUUCUUAUUGGUCCAAAUUUCUUAGACCAAGUUGAAUUUGCUCAUAGAUGCACGUAAAAUAGAUGUGGGGCACUUUUAGAUAGAUAUUAAAUUGUUUAUAGACGAAUUAGCUUGAACUGCCGUACAUAAAGGGGUGUAAAAUAGGAUAGUUUGGUUAUAGAGGGUUUAACGUUUUUACAACGAUUGGCUGUCUGAUUUGAUUAAGGCUCAUGCACUUUAAAAAAUCUGGCAAGUUCUUUUACUUUUGAAUUUGCAAUUUUAGUUUUUGUAAACUCUUGCCUUAUAUGGUAAAUCGUCAAUAACUAGCUACUGUCUAAUAACUGGCCACCUUAUACUAAAAAUGAAUUCUAUUCACCUAUAAACAGAAUUCAUUUUUAGUAUAAGGUAUCAAACUGGCCACCCUUCAAGUUAUUGAAAUGAAUUCUGUUUAUAGGUGAAUAGAAUUAUUUUUUAGUAUAAGGUGGCCAGUAAUUGACGUUUUACCUAUUUAAAAAGUGUUUUUGACGAUCUGGAACACGCCACUCUAUUUUUAUUGUGCAAUUGAGUCCUUACAUUACUUCUACAAGAAAUGUACCAUAAUGUAUCAGCAAUCAACGUCAUAAGAUGUUUGUCUUCUUCGUUCCCUAAAAAUAGGGUUGGAUUAGGUAGAAAAUUAAAUUGCAGCUAGAUUUUUUCUAAAAGUUGUUGUGUUUGGUUUUGUUUGUUUUAUAGUUAGUGUCAAAAUGAAAAGGGAUAAGGCGCGAAUAUUACUGAUGAUAUUAGAAAUAAAGUAACAGAGAAGACCGAAAAGAUUAAGAAUUGAUUGAU